AGCUAACCUAGAGAAUCGUUUUCAUCAGGCAUUCGAAGAACUGAAAUAUGUUGCUGACAAGAAUAUUUCUGAUGUCCUUAACGCUGGCUGCAGUAAACUGUCGACCAAAUUUCCCCUACAAUCAGAGUGUUCCUUACACUAACUUGCAAUCCGACCCAGAUAAUUUUAACCCCCUGGAUUUCUUCAUGUCAUAUGAUGAAACAAAUCAAUGGUUGGCAGCUCUAGAGGCGAAAUAUCCAGACAAGUGCAAGGUUGAACCGAUUGGUCGAUCGUACGAAGGGCGUGACAUCAACGCCAUCUAUAUCAACAAGCAACAAAACAAGAAGGUUUUUGUAGUAGCCAACAUGCAUGCCCGUGAAUGGGCUGCCAUGACAUCGGCCAUCUACAUCAUUCGUGAACUCCUCCGUAAUUCCAACAGCUACCCAGAAGCGUCUACGUAUCAGUGGAUCGUUGUGCCCAUGGCAAAUCCGGACGGUUACGAGUAUACCAAAGCUGAUGAUCGUUUCUGGCGUAAGAACCGUGCCCCACAGCAAGACAAUGCCCUCGGGGUUGACCUAAACCGUAACUUUGGUUACAAGUGGGAGUUGUACCUGAAUGAAGAAGAUGACAUUCCGAACGAACAAACGUACCGCGGUCCAUCCGCAUUUUCUGAGCCAGAAAGUCGCGCAAUAGGUGAUUUUCUGCAGCAAUAUGCUAAGUCCAUCGUACUGUUCGUAGAUCUACAUACAUACGGAGAGUACAUCCUAAUUCCCUUAGGUUAUACGACAGAGCUUGCACCAAACGCUGAUUUUCUCAUGUCCGUAGCACAGGCCGGAUCCGCGGCCGUAUUAUCUCAAACGAAUCAAUUUUAUCUAGUUGGUACUCCACCGCAGCUAUUGUACGCGGUGUCCGGAUCAAGCAUAGAUUACUGUUACUCUGUUGGCGUCAAAGCGUGUAUUGCUAUCGAACUGACGGGUGAUGGGUUUGAAAUUGAGCCUAGUAAUAUCAUUCCACACGGCCAAGAAGCACUCGCCGCAGUGCAAGCAAUGGCAGUUAAAGCAGACGAAGGAUAAGAGCUCCAAUUUGACAUGUAUGGUUCAUUCGAUAUGAAUUUCUGAGUUUUUCCGGUUUUAAAAUUUUCAAGAAUGAUGAGAUAAAUGACAAUAUCAAAAACCAA
This is a messenger RNA of Anopheles merus, 1156 nucleotides long. RefSeq names its product carboxypeptidase B-like. Bases 48 to 1052 code for a protein of 334 amino acids. Gene Ontology annotation, molecular function: metallocarboxypeptidase activity; zinc ion binding. The transcript is spliced from 2 exons. Gene Ontology annotation, biological process: proteolysis. The record is from RefSeq and is a predicted model, not a curated record. NCBI's taxonomy places the organism in Eukaryota, Metazoa, Arthropoda, Insecta, Diptera, Culicidae.